AUGAUCAGGUUAAAUAAACUUUCGCACUUUUUUAUUGAGAAAAAAGAAUCAUAUGUAAAAACUAUUAACUCCUUUUUUUUCUGAUUAUCAAUUAAUACCAAGUGUUCCCAACAAAAAGUGCAUCGAUUUUUAGAAAUGUUUUCUUAUUCAUACAUAUAUAUGUGAUUCCUAGUCAAAUAUACCAAAGUUAUGGCAUGCUUGCAAACAUAUGAUUUAUUUUAAAAUAAAUAAAUAAAAUAUGGCUUAUUUAUGGCCGAUGUUACAAAAAAAGAUGUAGAACAAAUAUUAUUUUUCAGGUCUCUUUCGGGUAGCCCUCUUUUCGCAGAUAUGAUUAGUCCAGAAUCAAAAUUUGUGGGCGAAGCAUUGGAAAUGCGAGAUGUUAGGACGAUUUUUGUUGGGGCCAAGGAAGGUAAACUCUAUGGAAAGAAAAAAGAUAAAAGCCUCCUUUUUUCAGAUGAAAAAAAGCGUGACAAUCGUGUAACUCUAUUCCUUGGGCCUUCCGGAGCUGAAAAAUCUGAACUGAUCGAUUUUCUAUGUAAUUAUUUUUAUGGAAUCGAUCCAAAUCGAGGGUUUCGUCAUCAUAUUGCAAAUGAAAAAUUUAAUGCGCAAACUCCAGAUCGACCUGUACAAUGUUAUAUUUUUAAUAAUACUGUUUUACCAAUCCGCCCGAUAUUAAUAGAUACUCCAGGUUGCGGGGAUGAACUGUGAGUGUUCUUUGGAAAUCUCAAAGCGGUAAAACUAAAACUCAAGAAUUGUGAGCUCCCGAGCUCCAAAUAUUGAGAAAAUAUCGAUUUUAACUCCAAAUUUUAAUUUUGUACAGAAAAUCAUUAGUGGAUUCUAAAAAAUUUUAUCCACUUUUUCUUAAACUCUCAAAAAUUAUUCCAGAAUAACAUAUAAUAUUCCUGAAUUGAUAAAUCGAUGGCUUCUGGAAAAUUGGAAGAUGCGAAUUGACACUAUUGCAGUAGUAUUUUCUGAUCUUCAUAGAACAACAUCAAAAGAAGAAGACGAGUUGCAAAAAGUUCUCACCGAAUUACCACAUCAUGUUCGUGAAAAUAUUGUAGUCUUUAUCACCGCAUCCGAUGGUUCCAGACCAUUUGAACCAUUAUUGCGGCGUUUCGGUUUGUCGCAAUGUCCAAAAUACACAAUACACACGUCUUGUUUAUUUCAAAAACCAAUGGGUUAGUGUUUAUCGAUUGAUUUUUUUAUUUUAUUUUUGAGUAUAGUUGUAAAUAUUGGAAAUUUUUGGCGGGCAGAAAAAGCGGUGAUAAGCAAUUUUUGGUUUUUUAGAGGAUCGGUUGAAUGACGAGCAUCGACGAAGGUAUUGGAACAUGUCUGUGAAUCAGUUCAAAAGUUAUUAUGAUGGAUUGAAGGUAUUUUUGAGGGAAGGGGGUGAUUUUCUAAUAAGAAAAGACACGGGAUUGAGUAAAACUAGAUUUUGAUUCUAAUGUUUUCCAGAUGAAAUAUUUUAAAUUAAUAUGAAAAAGUUCUGAAGUUUCGGAUUUUCCGUGUUCAAUUUACAAGCCUGAAUGAAUUCAUUGACUUUUCUAGUUAAAGUUUCAAAAUGUGCAAAAAAUAUUGAAAAACAUUGAUUGUGAAAAAUUUCUUAAUCGAUAUCAUUAUUGUUACCACGGGUUCCUACAGCGUUCUAUUCUCGUCCUAAAACUCAUUUUUUUCAGGAAUCAACACCUGUUACUAUUUCGGGAUUGCCUUAUAUUGAUGAUGCUAUUUAUGGAGCAAGUCAUGAAUCUGGACAAUCUUCGAGAUCUAGCAUGUAUUCUGCUGGGCAGUAAGUUUUUUUCUGUCCACUUUUUUAAAAUGAAAUUCUAGAAAUUUUCAAAAACUUCACGCUUUUUUUUACUAACAAUUUAACAUUUGAGAUCAACGAUAGUGGAAGUAAUCACAAGCAACAAAAAAUUGCCACCGGUGCCACCGCCCAAGCCAAAAUUUACACCAAUUCCACCGCGGCCCCCACCAAUUCCAACAUCGCCAAUUCCGCCACCAAUUCAAAUUCCAAAAUCAAAAACAAAUGCUGAAGGUAUACCAUUAUCGCCUGAGCCAAUACAAACAAAAAAUUCGACUCCACCUCCGCCGAAUUUCGCACCACCCAAACCGCCGAAGCCACAACAUUACGAGACGGCAAAUAAUAGUAAAAAUACGACGAUUACGACACAAGCAUUGACUAAUGCCAUGAAUGAACAAUUGAGACAGCAAAGGUUGGUUUUAGGUUUUUUUUUAAUUGUAUUGAAAUGUUAACAGUUAAGAAAUGUGAUUGUGCUUUUAUUAAUUAUGCGAUGCUUGACUAAUUGGUUUUUUGAAAGAGAAUUAUACAGUUCUUUAGAGUAAAAAUGUAUUUAUAAUUAUUGAACUGUUUUCAUUAUUCUUCAAAAAAGAUAACUUGAAAGACUGUUUCAAAUUUUGUUAUUUUUCAAAUUUCCUGGCUUUUUUCUUAUUUUCAAAAUAUAGAUAUUUUUCCUGACUUCACUGAAGUUACGAAAAAUUGAUACAACCUUAACUUCCCUACUUUAUUGAUUUGAGAAAUCAAUGAUUUUCCCUCAAAAUACUAUAUACUCCAAAAUGUUGCUCCCUUCUUAUCAGAUAAAAUCAAAAAUUCUUCUCUUUUGCAUAACCCAAAAUAGCACUGAUAAAAAAUGGUUUUCAGGACAUCGCACUACGAAAUAACAGAAUCUUCACGUCUGCGAAAUGACGCAAAUCAACAUCACGUUGAAAUGCGUCAAAAUCCAAAUCGUGCAAGUUAUAUUGAAUCUCGUAGACAUAGUGUUCCAGGUAAACAAUAACAGCAUAGGCAUGUAGAUAUGAUUCACAAGAUGACUCAUUUCUAGGAAUAGUCAAAUAAAUGUACAUUUUUUCCUUACAAUCAAUAAUUUAUCAUUUUUUUUCCACAUUAUUUUGAUUGAGGAAAAUUUUUGCAUUUGAGAAUGAGAGAGUUAUCAAAAAACAAAUAUAGUAUUUCUAAUGUCAAUAUGAUAAUCAACAAAAUUUUUGUUGUCCUCUUAUUCAUUUUGAUAUAGUUUUAUGGUUUGAGUGUAUUUGAUUUACAUACUUUCUAAACUGAUUUCUCUUUUUAUUUUUGGCACAAAAAAUAUUAAUUUUUAAAAUUUGAAUAUUUUCAGACGACAUAAGACACUACGCCGACGAAUCCACUCCUCCACCAGUGGUUCAUGAUAUAGCUGAUAGAUAUUCAACAGUGGCGUAUAUGAACCACGAUCCUUACGUUCAAACAAUUCGAACAAAUUCACCAACAAGAAAUAUUGCUGUUAGAGACGCGCAUCGAUUAAGUCGUGAAAAUAUUCAAAUUAUUGAAAAUACUAUAAAUAGUAGUCCAACUGAUUCACAAUCUGAAGAAUUGAGAAGAAUGUAUUCAGGAAGAUCGGCUAACUCGGUUAAACCAACGGGAGAUAUUUCGUAAGUUAACAAAUUUGAAAGAAUUGUUUUAUUCUGCGUUUCAUUUCAAAAAAAUUGAAAUCAUGUUUGUCUUCUGUUUGAAAAAUAUUUUCAGAAUCUAAAACUCUUUUAUAAAUUUCUACUUUUUUUCAGAACCCGCUACGUCUACGACGUCAAUCAAAGAUCUUACACCAGUCAAGAUCAUCGAACAUCAGCCUACGUGCCAACACACAUCGAAAAACGACGCUGGUCAAAAUCCUCCGAACCAAGAAGUGAAACUUAUAUUAAUGAUCCUUAUUACACUGGUAGUGAUGUUGUCACAGGUUACGGUGUAAUUGAAACAAGAAAUAGUCGAACAAGUUUGCACACUUUGACUGGAGGAGCCCCAGAAUUAGUACAUUCUGAAAAUAAAUAUGAUUAUCAACAAAUUGCUCCAGGCACUCAUAUCGCAAGGUUAGUUGAGUUUUCAAAAAGAAAAUAUAUUUCGAAUUUCCAAUCAUUCAGAGAUGAUCAACAACGCUUCAGCCGUCAAGAUCAAGCCCGUCGAAGCCGCCACCAAUCUGAAGGUAGUCGCCAAAUCCACAUUGAGAGAAGAAUAUCACCAGAAAGACAACGGAAAGAUCGACUUUCUGGAGAUUACACUCAUAUUAAUAUGCAAGAUAAUCCACAAUAUCGAGCAUAUCCUGGUAAUCCACCACUGCCACCAAAACAAACAACUCAACCAAUCACACGACAUGUGAGUUAUUUUUUGUUUUUUUUUAAUAAAUUGAUUGUGAGUGAUUGUUUUAGAUCAAUGGCGGCGAAGUGUAUGAAGAUCAUAGAACUUAUGAGACAUACACCCAAAUAAACCACCAAAAUCGAAAUGGAACAAAUAGUCGUCAACAACAUUAUCCUCAAAAAUAUGAUCAAGUUCCAGGUAUUUUUUUUGAAUAAAACAUAAUAGACAUAAUCAGAAUCAAAGCAUUUUAGAAGAUCAGCAGAACACAAAUCAUUAUAUCAUUCCAAAAUCAAUGCGUGGGAGUGGUUCACCUAUUCAAGUGAGAGUGCAUCUUGCAAGCAAAAGUCCCGAAUGUAUUAUCCGUGUAUGCUAUUUUCCCUUUGUUUGGUUUUUUACACUUCUCCCAAAGUGCUUUGUCAACCUUUUUGUAUUAGAAAUGAUUGGAAACAUUCGACGCCCCAUAGAACAUUGUUUGUAGGAAACUGAAAACUAUUUCAUUAUUUCUACACUGCACUCAAUACAAAAACCUUCCGUUAAUUUUUUCCCAUCACACCUUUCUUCGCUUGUUUCACUAUUUCUAUUUUACUCAAACUUCUCAACUAUAUUGUUCCAGAACGUUCCUCAACAACAAUCUCAACACUACGGUCAAUAUGACGCCUAUGGCCAACCAAUUUACGAACACCAUGGCGCUGCACCAUAUGGUGUGACUGAAGAAACAACUACCACCACAACCACAACUCGAAAAGAAGAAAUUGAGCGAAAACGGCGGAAGAAAGAAGAAGAAGAUCGUAGAAGAAAACAUGAGGAAGAAUUGAAAAGACGAAAUGAGAAUGGAGCUGGAAAUUCAGAUAGAAGAGAAUCUCAUGGUCAACAAGGACAAAAUCACGAUUAUGGUUAUGGAGAUUAUAGAGGUAUUUUGAAAGUUUUCUAGAUAUUUGAUAUUUUUUGAAAAUCAUAAUUAGUAAUCUAAUUAUUUAAUGUCUACUAGAUGCAGAGCAGGGAUUGCUAGAAGAAGAAUAUAAUACAAGACACAUGAAAAGAACUGUUGAAUAUCCUAAUAAGAAUAAGUAUCGUGAAAAUUUGGAUGAUUAUGGAAGACGCAUUGAAUAUCCGAAUCGCAAUGAAAAUGGUCGUAAUUCAAAUCAAAAUCAGAAUGGAAAUCAGAGAGGAAGAAAUGAAGGAAAGGGAAGGUUAGUUUGGCGGCAAGUGGGGAAAAGUAUGUUCUAUGUUGUUUGGGACAGUUCUCAAUUAAAAUAUAAAUGUUUCAUAUAUUUCUCAAUUUACUUUGUUUGAAUAUAUUCUCCGAGUUCAAAAAUCCAAGUGUCUAUAUCAACAAACCUCGCUUGAUUCAUUAUUCCCUGUUUUUGAAAUGAUCAUUUUCACAUAUGAAACGUUCCCAUUCUAGAAAAAAAGCUUUUUUUAAUAAAAUUCUUUUUAAGAACUUAUGAGCGAAUAAAAAACCGCACAACCUACUAUGGCAACGAAUGUGAGCAUUGGAAAAUCAAAUUUUUCAUCAAAACUUGUAUACCUGUUUUUAUUGCGAGUGUCCUAAUUAUCAUUUUACUAAUUAUAGCAUAUAAUGAGAUAACAAAAAAUCACUAAUGAACAACAUGUUUUAAGAAAAACUAUACGGGGUUUUAUUAUUAACAAAAUACUAAUUUUAACAAAAAAAAAAUUCAGAACUGUUCAACGUACUACAAAUUCGAAAUUGACAUGGUCCGGAUGGUCGCCGUCUAACUACAGUAACCCGCGUGACUGUUUCCUUAAUGUUUUAUGUUUCAUUAUUGCGCCGAUCAUUAUUAUCUCAAUUAUUAUUGUCAUUAUUGUUUUUGUCCUUAUUAACUCAACUAGCUAA
Caenorhabditis angaria is the source of this 5975-nucleotide messenger RNA. The record is from the annotation of a GenBank genome assembly. NCBI's taxonomy places the organism in Eukaryota, Metazoa, Nematoda, Chromadorea, Rhabditida, Rhabditidae.